This is a messenger RNA of Didymella exigua CBS 183.55, 3830 nucleotides long. RefSeq lists its product as uncharacterized. The coding region runs from base 264 to 3587 and encodes 1107 amino acids. The transcript has 3 exons. Gene Ontology annotation, molecular function: peroxidase activity; monooxygenase activity; oxidoreductase activity, acting on paired donors, with incorporation or reduction of molecular oxygen. Gene Ontology annotation, biological process: response to oxidative stress. NCBI's taxonomy places the organism in Eukaryota, Fungi, Ascomycota, Dothideomycetes, Pleosporales, Didymellaceae. The record is from RefSeq and is a predicted model, not a curated record.
CACUGGGUGAGACCCUGUGACACGUUCGCCGAUCAUCGCACUGCGUCGUUCUUGCUAGUGAUCACCAUGAGAAGCUGAUUGAUCGAGUCUGUGCGUUGCUCCUGCUGGGGGAAGACAUUUGGUGGCUGUCCCUCAAAGCUGCUCUUGACCCCAUAAUUUCGCUCGAGCCAUUGCCUCUCCUCCACCUACACGUUAUUCUUCCCCUUGUUUCGAUACCUACCUAUUAUUCGCACUUGCACGCCUUACCGCGUGCAGCUUUCACAAUGCCUAAUCAAUUACGAUCGUUACUGGGUACCAUCAGGAGGAAGCCCACCAAAGCCAGUGAUGGAAGAUCCUCUGAGGCCUCAAGUGGUAUGACGAACCCCCAGAAGACAACCAUCGGCGACGAUCUCAGAAACCUUGGGUUUAAGAAUGCCAAAUUUGCUAUCGAAGCCAUCACAACCCUAGCAUCGGGCGACCCCAUUGACGACAAGGACUGUAUGCUCGAGCAUGGCGUCGAAAUGCUCCAGGGUCUGCCGCUGAACAGUGGGUUGAGCGCGAAAGUCUCGGAUGGCUUCAUCUCUAUGCUGUGGCACGAUCUUCCACACCCUACGCCCACUAUGGCCGGGCCUACGGCGCGAUAUCGUCAACCUGAUGGGAGUGGGAACAAUCCUUGGAAUCCGGAGAUAGGCAAGGCUGGAUCGCCUUAUGCGCGUAAUGUACCACCAUCCAAGCCAAAAGGGCCAAACCUCCCCGACGUUGAGGAUGUCUACGAAGCUUUGCUGAAGCGCGACGGGCCAUUUCGUCCGCAUCCAUCUGGCUUGAAUCGGCUCUUCUUUUCGUUCGCUACAGUCGUCAUCCACGAAUGCUUCCAGACGUCAAGAGAGAACCCAUGGAUCAACGAGACCUCGAGUUAUGUCGAUCUCAGCACGCUAUACGGAAACACAGAGAAGGAACACAAGCGCGUCCGAACAUAUCAAAACGGUUUGAUCUUUCCAGAUUCGAUUGCAUCAGAGCGUAUCAUGAUGAUGCCUCCUGGCGUUGUUGCAGUUCUCUUGAUGUUCUCGAGGAACCACAACCACGUUGCGGAAUCGCUAUACUCUGUCAAUGAAAAUGGCAAGUACAAGCCUUGGAAUCAGCUCAACGAGAAGGAGCAGAAAUGGCAAGACGAAGACAUCUUCCAGAUUACGCGCAACAUCAACGUUGGCUUUUUCGCAUCGGUCGUCUUGAAAGAUUAUGUUGCUGCAAUCUUGAACACCCCUCGGGCGAACUCUGAGUGGUCUCUCGACCUUGGCAAGGAGAUCAAACAAGGUGGCACUCGUGUUGAGCGAGGCACUGGUAGUGCAGUGUCUGUUGAAUUUGCUGUUCUCUAUCAUUGGCAUGCUGCGCUCAGUGCUGCCGAUGACAAAUGGAUGGAGGACAUCGUGCGCUCAGUCCACCCGCACCUGGGCAGUAUCGAGGAUGUGACUGUCGAAAUGUUCCACCAAGUUAUGAAGGUGUACGGCCACAAGCUUUUUGCACCUGGCGUGGAGGCCAAAGACUGGACCUUCGGAAGUUUACAAAGAGGAUCAGACGGGCGCUUCAAGGACAGUGAAUUGGCCGAACUGAUCAAGAGCUGUAUCGAGGAGCCGGCGCAUGCAUUCGGCGCGCACGGCACUCCGGCAAGCCUCAAGGUUGUGGAUAUCAUGGGUCAGCUACAGGCGCGCGACUUGUUCAAUGUCUGCACGCUCAAUGAGUUCCGCAGAUACUUGAACUUGAAGCCGUACGAGACCUUCGAAGACUGGAAUGACGACGAGGACACAGCACGCGCCGCCGAGCUCCUGUACGGCCACAUCGAAAACAUGGAGCUGUAUCCGGGAUUGAUGGCCGAAUGCACCAAGCUCCCUAUGCCAGGUAGCGGUGUCUGUCCUGGACAGACCACUGGACGAGGCAUCUUAGAUGAUGCUGUUGCUCUGGUGCGUGGCGACCGCUUUCUCAGUUACGACUUUAAUGCCAACACCUUGACAAAUUGGGGCGCAGCUCUGUUGCAGCAAAAGACACCUGGAGCUUACGGCGGAGUCCUUCCAAGACUGCUUUUCCAGGGUAUCCCUGGUGCCUUCACCGGUACAUCCACGUACGUGCUCUUGCCAUUCUACACCCCAGAGGCAGCAAAGGGUAUUGUGCAAGGCAACAAGGCCCUGGAGAAGUACGAUCUCAAACGACCCCCUAAUGACCACGAGAUCAUCAGUGUUCAGACACAGGAAGGCUGCAAGGCGGUGUUCGAGGAUCGUGACAGCUUCAUAGUCAUGUACCAGGCUGCGAUCCGUAAUUGCACGGCCGGGCAUGACUUCAUGAUCGGCUGGGACGAGGCCGAGAAGCACGACGAUCGUUCAAAAAUCCUUCACAAGAUCUUCUUCGAGGAAGGCUUCGAGGAGAACAUCACGGACUUCUUCAGCACGAAUGUCCGCAAGCAAAUCCUCAAUAACUCUGUCAAAGGCCCUAGGGGCAGGCGUUCCAUCGACAUUGUCCGAGACGUGACCAACAUUGUGCCUAUUCUCUGGCUUGCAGACCGCUUCGCGCUGCCACUGAAGACACAGGAGCAACCCAAGGGUCUGCUAUCUCUGCACGAAGCUUUUAAAGCUUACCUCGUGCUAUUCAUGUACCAGAGCUUCAACAUCAUGCCAAUUAGCGAGUGGAAGCUAAAGGAGGGUGCGAUGAAGGCGGCUGCGCCCCUGCGACAGAUCUUCGAGACUCACCUCAAGACCCAGACUGGUAGACUUGAGGGCAUCGUUGACUGGAUGGCAAAAGGAAGUGCCUUCGAGGUCGGACCCCAUGCUGAUCGAAUUUACAAAGCACUUGCAGGCACAAAGCUGCCCAUCGGUGAUCAGGUUGGCGACUGCAUCGGUAUGGGUGCGCCUGUUGCCGGCAACAUUACUCAACAGGCAUCGCUACUGAUUGAUUUGUAUCUCAGCCCCGGCUACGAGAAGUACAAGGAGCGUAUCAUCCAGCUUGCCCACAUGGAUCCCGAAGCAUCAGACCGCGAGCUGCAGGGCUUCGUGUACGAAGGUAUGCGGCAUGUAAGUGUCGUUCCUGGGCUUCCUCGUGUCGCAACAAGAGAUGUCAUCGUUACGGACGGCGUUCGCGGGCCUGUCUCAAUCAAGAAGGGCCACACAGUCUUGAUUGCUACUUCCAAGGCGGCCAUGGAUCCGAUCGCUUUCCCCAAUCCGGAGGUCCUCGAUCCUCAUCGUUCAUUCAAGGAGUAUACUCUUCUUGGGCAUGGGCUCCAUUUCUGCUUCGGGGCUCGAUUGGUCGGUCCUUCUCUUGCAGCAACCCUGCGCGAAGUCUUCAAAUUGAAAAAUGUACGCCGCGCGCCAGGAAAGCAGGGUCGCUUUACAAUUACAGAGCACAAGCUUGCUGGCAUCACCAUGAGGCACUAUUUGGACGCCAGCUCGAAUGAGAGCCCCAUUCCAACCAGCCUGACGCUGCACUACGACGAUGAGAGUGUUGUGAAUGGCAUUAAUAAUGGAGUCAGUGGGCACUCGAACGGGCCUGCGACGAGUGGGUACUCUAACGGGUACGUGAACGGGGAUGCGGUGAACGGGCUCACCACCAAAGGCAUUGCCCAGUAGGAAUGCUAUUUGUCGGAUUACGGGAUGAGUGAGACGGAGCCACGUGAGGUCGAGCCUGGAAAGACAAUGGCCCGGAGCGCAUCUGCAAGGAUUGAUCAAAACUGGCUGGUGAAGUACAUGUAAUGCUGGUGUCGUGUUUGUACGACGGGUUCGAUACACUCGCUUGUCCUUCUACAUACCCUAUUACUGACAAGAAUGCUUUGGCUUGAAUUGAAACGAAAGUCCACAAAGAUGUGACGUUGU